Punctularia strigosozonata HHB-11173 SS5 is the source of this 1812-nucleotide messenger RNA. RefSeq lists its product as uncharacterized. Lineage: Eukaryota; Fungi; Basidiomycota; Agaricomycetes; Corticiales; Punctulariaceae. Bases 1 to 1812 code for a protein of 603 amino acids. The record is from RefSeq and is a predicted model, not a curated record. The transcript is spliced from 5 exons.
AUGAAGAUCGAGGCAUACGCGAUGGCGAGUACGGCGGCACACUGUGUCGAGUGCUACGCCAGUAACAGUGGCCUCGCCUGUCCCCGAUAUCCAGAAGUUACCGAUGUGCCCCCUCAAGAGGAAACGGAUCGCGUACGGUAUUUCCAUUUUAGGCGGCGCCGCAGGUCACCUGACCGAGACGCGACGCGAACUGACGCGAAGUUCAAGCUCAGCAACUGGACCUUUCUCCUUUCGCCCCAUUCCGCGCGGAUAAACACACCGUUCGUUCUUAAGUCCAACCGCUAUGCAUAUCUCCUCUCCUCAGACGUUGUCUUCCAACCUCGACGAGCCUCACGGUCUUUACCUCCGACGCCACUCGCGCUCGACCUACACUCGUUCUACCACAUCACUACGAAGACGAUGUCUCUCUCUGCCGCCUUAACGUCUUUUGGCCUCCGUGCCAAGACCUUAUUUAAGACCGUCUGCUGCCUCGUGUCUCCGAUGGACGACGUCGAGGAGCAAGACCAGGUUGAAGGCCCCAUCGCCCCUACGUCUGUCAUCACGACUCAAACCUACUGCCCGCCCGUCAUGGCGGAGCACGUGUCCCUCAGGGCAACGGUCAAGGCCGCCGUCGAGGCGCGUCCUACUGCCCGUAAGCUGCCCAUCAUCGAGGAAGAGAAAGUGUCCUCGACGAGUCCUGUCAUUGUAAAGGAGGAGAAGGUCAAAGUGGCCACCCAGUCCAUCGUAGCUCAGGUACAACCUGAGAUCGCCGGCGCCCGCUACGGCGGGCCCUUUUACCAAGAUGUUACCGGUGAAAGAUAUAACGUCGAUGAGGAGGUCAAGAGGGCGUUGAAGCAUCUCUCCCUCGCACUCGAACAGCUCAAUAUAACGAACGGAUCAACUGAAUCCGAAGAGGCCCGUACCGCGAGGCCCUCGCUCAUGCAAGACUCCGACCUCGAACGCCUCGAGGAGGGGUACUACAGCCGCCUGUCGGAGGACAUAUCCACCGAUUCUUCCGCCAUCGGCAUCAUCGACUACGACGACCGGAGCUCUACCUCCAGCCCUCCCACGGCUUCGCCACACGACAUGAUCUCCAAGCGUCCCUGGUCUAUUCCGAUAGAAGCGACCUUCCUUGAAAUGGACUCGGAUGACGAAGACUUUACCGAGGACGUUGAGAUCCUCCAAGACAUCUACGCCCCGCUCGCCGAUAAGCCAUUUGACCCUAGCGAAGGCAUCCCCUCCAUCGAAGUUCUAUACAGCACAGCCCGGCCCGCUCCCCUAUUCAGGGCAUAUGAGCAGUCCGAGAUCUUCGCUCCCGCAUCUCGGGCGUACACUACGAUCGCCCCUCAGUCAGCGAAGCCCACCGCGAACAUCCCGCGCAUGUGGCGCGGCUCCCUUCCUCCCGCUCCUCGCUCCCCGACCGAGCCUACACCAAAGCACGCCCGCGUCUCCCCAAAGCCGUCCCGCACAUCGCAACCCCAGCCAGGGCCCCCACCUCGCCCAAAGCGCCAAGACGCGCGCAAGGGCCAACUGCAGAACAAGCACGCGGCUCGCCAGCCUGGCACCUCGAACGCCCGCGAGUCCAUCUCCGACAACCCCACCGCCAGCUCCUCCCUUUCCUUCAAAGAGAACGUCUCUAGCUCCUCCCAUCGUCGCUCGUCCAAGCCCCGGCCGCGGCAAUCCUCGACUCCCGCCGCUACCCGGGAAAACCGGCGCCAACCGUCCUCGUCGAACUCGAACCCGCAUCCGUCUCUCAUGAAGGCUCCAAGCCACUCCGCGCCACGCAAGUCGCCCCGUUCGAGAAGCGGCGCCCCAAAGAUAUUUAGGUCCUGA